UGGGAAUGAGGCUGGUUGCCUAGCGUCUGUAAAUUGCACUCUUCUAUUGAAACGUUCAACAUGAUUGGUCCUUUAUUUUGAAGCACUUUUAAACGGCUUCGUACUUUUGCCCAAUCAGAUAGAUUGUGGUUAAGAAGUAGGUAAAAUAUAUAGCAGCCAUUUUAUAGCUCAAAGCGGAUCGGGAAUCUGUCGUCGAUCAAUGUCAACGCAGCAUACAGUUUGGAUGAGAACUUUGCUUACUUCAUGCACUUAGUUUAUAUAUGAAUCCGUGGUUGUGAAGAUUUUUUAAAAGGACACGUCGAAGGAGGUAACGCUAGCGUAAGGCUUUUUUCUUCGGAUUAGGAUACACCAUAGACAGAUAAGGUUCCUUGAGGAGGAAUGAAAGUUGACUUUGACGUCAGUGCAGUCAGCCAUUUUCUAGCCAUGUAGGCAGAGAAACAAGAAGAAACUUGAACAAUCAUCUGAUGAAAGUUGGAGUUAGAGUUUUCAGCAUGUCAAGCAAUUUGACAUAGAAAACAUAGUGUAAGCCGCAUCAGUCAGGGGAGCCAUGACAUCCCCGAGGACAAGUCACAAUGGCAGAAUGUUAGGAAAUGUUCGCCUCGGCAACAAGUCAACCCUCUUCCCUCCAUUGACCAAGACUCUCAAUGAUUCGAAUAAGGCAUUCUUUCAAGAGCAUCAUUUAAUGAUCCAAGGCGAUGCACUGUCCACUCCACCUAAGGCCCCAGAGGAGAUAGUGUCUCCAAGGUUGGUGACCUCAACACGACCCUUGACCUCAAGGUCAGAUCCAAGCAGCAAACCAGAGUUAAAGGAUCUUCAAGCCAAAGACAAACAGCACCGAAAUCGCAUCCAGUCACUGCAGAAGCUUAUUGACCAACUGAGGGCAGAGGUUAAAUCCAAAGAGGAGGAGCUCACCAGUACGCAAGCAAGACUGCAGAAAAUUGAAGAGCACUACAAGAGUUUAUAUGAGGAGGAGAAGGAGGCACAUGAUAGAACAAGAGAAGAACUAGAGGCGACGAAGCAAGAACUCAAAGAGAAGACAAUCUAUGCAGAACAGCUCAAGGUGCAACAUGAACGACAGGUUGUGGACAUCAAUGCAGCGCACGAGCAAAGGCUGUCAGUGCUACGAGCAGAAAAAGACAAAGAAAUCUGCGACAGGGAUGCAAAGAUUGAAAAGAUGAAGAAACAGAUGGCUGACGUCUUGAAAGAUAACUCCUGGGAGCGUCAGCAACAGCUAGAGGAGCUCACCAAAGAACUGAAUAAAAUUUCAGAUGAAGCCGCAGCGUUAAGAAUCCGAUGCAAAAACAUGUCUUCAAAAUCAAAGUCAUGUGAUAACUGUAGCGCCAUGAAAGCAGAGCUAGAGAAGAAGACCAAGAGGUUGGCUGAGAGUGAGGUGACCAUCCAACAACUCAACGCACUCUGUAAGAAGUUUGAAACCCAGCUGAAACAGCAGGAUGUACUGCUGAAAGAGUUCGCCGUCAGCAAAGGUUUCAAAACGGACUACGAUCCAAAGAAAUGACGCCCCUCAGGUGUGUCAUAGUCAUCAUGCUUUAAAGUCCCCGUGAUUAGACUCCUGUUCAAUGACCCAAUGGCAGUAUUUUAAAAGGCGACCAAAUCCGUGCAAAGUGCAGCAUCUUGCAGUAUUAUACAGCCCUCAGGUCUUCUUACAAAGCUAUUGCUUCAUGCAACAAUAUCGAAAUAACAGUACAUUUUGAUUUGAUCACAUGUAACAGUUUGAACAAGAGCAAUUGUAUAAUGAGCUCAGGCUAAACCUAAUCCAACCAGUGUACAGGUAGUUGCCAUCACGUCUUGUAGGACUCGGGAUGAUAAGGUGCUAAAUGUACAUGUAGUCACGUAGCAGUUUCAGACCUUAAUUUACACUGGUUUUUCCUUAAAAUUCAAACCAUUUCCCCUUUUUUUCCCCAAGGGAAAUUCAGGUGCUUUUAAGAAUAUGCAUGUUUUUCCAGUGCGAGAUACCGGCUAAGUUAAAUGAAUAUUUGUUACACAUGUACCUCAUUGACUGUUACCAUGAAAGCAUCAGAUUUCCUCCCCCCCCCCAUAGAUUGUUAAGCUUAACCCUCCAGCAAUCUUGGAAGGGUUGGGUAGUUUAAUCGGGGACUGAGACCAUCAAAAUAAAAAACACAGGAAUUCAACCAUGAUGAUUGGAAACAAUUUUUUUCACUUCAAUGAUGAAAUGUGCACUCAGUCAGGUUUGCAGUGUCACUUAUUCCUUAUUUUCAGUACCGUUGCACUUUUUAAAAAUUCUAAUUCUUGCCCUGAAACCCCACCCCAAUGUGGCAUUUUUUCCCCCCUCUUCCUUUUGGCCACCUCUGAUAAACAAUAUUGCUAAACAUGUAUAUCCCCAUCAGGGUAGUAAUCAGGUGAGCCAUCAUUUGCGGUAGCCCCGAUGGGGGUUUUGAGCUGGCAAGUUACCUCUGCUUGCAGCUGACCUGACAGGUGAUAUCAAAACAUCGUAUCAGUGUUGGGGUUGAACAGAGAAGAAAACUCACCACUGUGACAUCUUUCAAACUAGCCGUAACCCAGGAAGGGACAGAUUCGACGGGAGUUUCCUAAACUUCAUUUCAAAGAAUCAACAUGUUUUAACAAUUGAAUUGUGAAUAUUUUCAAAAGUGCAGGAGGGUGUGGAGCCACACAGGUUUAUUUGGCACUUCAUCUCAAUUUGACAGCCAACAAAUUCCCUUUGGCUAUGUAACAUGUCAGCAGUGUAGGACCUUUCGUAUGAGGUUUAUACACCCUUAGCAAGUUUAUAUAUAUAUAUAAAGCACAUUUUAAGAUGAAAAGGUUGUUCAUGCAGUUGGAAUUUUAAACUGUACAUAAUAAAGUAAAAUAUGAACAAAAAUAAUAUAUUUGAGAAUGAUGUACAUGUAAGGUACUUAAUUCUGCAUGAGUAAAACCAUAUGCUAAGAAUUAGUAGUACUUUUUAGCAUUAAAAAAUGCAGAAAGGAUCCCUGCGUAAAAAGAUGAGACUCGAGAAUUACAUGCAGUGCUGUAGUCGAGAUCAAUGAAGACCUACACAAGACCAGCACAAGACCUCCGGUCUGAAUUCAAGUCACAAG
Acanthaster planci (crown-of-thorns starfish) is the source of this 3074-nucleotide messenger RNA. RefSeq lists its product as uncharacterized. The record is from RefSeq and is a predicted model, not a curated record. NCBI's taxonomy places the organism in Eukaryota, Metazoa, Echinodermata, Asteroidea, Valvatida, Acanthasteridae.